This is a messenger RNA of Closterium sp. NIES-67, 1732 nucleotides long. Lineage: Eukaryota; Viridiplantae; Streptophyta; Zygnematophyceae; Desmidiales; Closteriaceae. The record is from the annotation of a GenBank genome assembly.
CACCCGACUUUCUGGAACAAGCUCGACUAGUCUGAUGACUAGAAUAGUAGUAAUCGUCUGGUAAGCAAGUCGAGUUUUCGCAACUUGAAUUUAGAGCCUACGCGUCAUUGAGUCGGCGCACUUGCGAGCUGACUGAUCGACAUAGCGAGUUCGUGAAAAAACUCGAUCAAUACUACGAGCAGGCUCGCCUCACGUGGCGGGUUCGCUUCAAACGGCGGGUUCGCCUCCUCACAUGGCCAUUUCGUUACACAGGACCUCGUCGCGUCACAAUAGCAGGGUCCCUCAAUCAUCAAGCGCCAGCAAUCUCGUUGUCUCACGAUUGAUCCCUUCUAGAACGCGCUUCUCGCGCUCCUCACGCUUCUCACGCUUCCCUAUCGACAAUAUGGUGCCGAAGAAACUAUUUACCGGACCAGAAAACCAUAGCCUCCCUAUUCUUCGCCUUAGCUGUGAUGACUUUGUUGGGUCCUGUAGCGACGCUCGCGAGUGGGCCUUCGGUCGGCGAACGGUUGCUGUUACCACAUGAUAAGUCGCGCGUGAUUUCGCAGGAAAUGCAGAUCCUCCUCGCGACCGGGACGAACCAAGGCUUCUUGCAGGCGGCGGAAACCAUCGGCGGAAAGAACCCGGGAAUGGGGGGAAAGCCAGGCAAGGGCAAGACGAAAGGGAACGGGUCAGGCAAAGGCAACACCAAGGGCGCAGGGAGCAAGGGCGUAGGGCGUGAGAGCGCUGGCGGCAAAGGCGGAAAAGGGAUGGCUGGCGGAGUGGAUACCUUGCGCGGCAUUCUCAAGGGUGGCGGAAAGGGGAAGGGCAAGGGCGGGGGGAACGGAGGGCGGAGCGGCAAGGGGAAGAAGGGCGCGUGGGGGACGGCGCUGCGCAGUCUGCCGAUUUGGAAUGCCGCCAAGUUCCAGCUCAAAGCACGCCGAGCGCUCGCGGGGCUGAAGAAAGCGAUGGCGCAGGCGGGAACGGCGCGCGGGCACGCGCUGGGUCUCGUGCGUAAGUGGAUGGCGGAAGACGCGCGCGCGGGCGCGCGAAAUGUGUGGACGCAAGCGGCUCGCGAUUGCGUGCAUCAGAUGUCGCUCUCGCAGCUCAGCAUGGAUCGCGCCUCGGAGAUUCUCCAGGCAGGCGACGCGGACGCGUCGGACGCGGUCUUUAAACUGUCGGGGGCAGCCACGCUGGCGGACAACUGCCAGGGCGCUUUCGACUUCCUCAGGAGGACGGAGGGCAGCAGCGGACGUUACGACAUGACGGCGCAAGUGCGGCGGCCGAUCAUUGGCGGAUUUCUCCGUUAAGGGUAGGGAUGAGGCGGGCCUGAGGAGGGGAAGAAGAGUGCAGGAGGUUAGGGGAGGUGGGGAGGGUGGUGCGGACGACGGGGAGGGAGGAAGCGUUGGGGUAAAUGUGGAGGGGGGAGGGGGGGAGGUAGGAGGAGACAGAGCAGGAGAGGGAGGGGGGGAGGUAGGAGAAGUGGUGGGAGAAGUAACUGGGGAGAAAGCGGGAGGGGGAGGUUCAACCGGAGAGAUAGCGCGAGGGGAAGAGGUUACGACUCUUGAAGACCCUUCUGUACCUAAUCCAGAAGUUGGCCCGGCUGAAGCUUCCGCUGACGUGUCAUCUGACGUGGACGACACCAGUGCUGACGUGGAUGGUCCCACCGCUGAUGUGAACGACCCCACUUCUGAGGUGGACAGCAACAGUGACACCAUAGAGCCAGCAGAUACCGAGGGGCAGAAACGCACCCCAU